Messenger RNA from Medioppia subpectinata, 620 nucleotides. NCBI's taxonomy places the organism in Eukaryota, Metazoa, Arthropoda, Arachnida, Sarcoptiformes, Oppiidae. The record is from the annotation of a GenBank genome assembly.
CGUAUAGUGACAGCACUGGGCAAGAACUGGCACGUCGAGCACUUUGUCUGCGCCAAAUGCGAAAAGCCGUUUCUGGGACACAGACACUACGAGAAGAAGGGUUUGGCUUAUUGUGAAACACAUUAUCACCAAUUAUUUGGAAACCUGUGCUUUGUAUGCAAUCAAGGAGAUGUAUUCACAGCGUUGAACAAGGCGUGGUGUGUGGAGCACUUCCAAUGUUCGUGGUGUGACACUAAGCUCAAUCAGAAGUCCAAGUUCUAUGAUGUUGAUCUUAAGCCAUGUUGCAAAAACUGUUACGCAAAGUUUCCAACCGAACUCAAGAAACGCCUUAAAAAACAAUACACUGAGAGAACAAUUACCACAAAGAGUAUCCUUUAAAUGAAGAUCUACUUAUUUGUUGUUUAUUAACUCUAUAAUCGAUUUUUAAUACAAUUUUAUUUUAUUUUAUUCUUAACAAUAAUAUAUUGAAUCGGUUAUAAAGUUGUAUUGAAGUCAAUUGCUGUGCCAAUUGAUUGAAUGUAAUGGCAGUAAUAAUUGCUAAAAGUGAAUAUUUUUGGCAAACAAACUCUAGUUAACUUUAAACACUACUGACUUUAAUUUAAUUAAAUUAAUUCCAAGAC